UUUUACUUCUUUUUACACCCCUAUUUUCUUCAGAUCCAUUUGGUGGAGUCAGAUCCGAACCACUUUGCCUCUUCUCUUGUGGCCUCAUUCAUCCACUAUGACUAUGACAACCGGAAUUGUGAAGAUGAGGAACAUGCUCAGAAUAUCUUAGCCAUAGUUAAGGAGAAAGCCCUUUGUUUGUCUGGCUGUAUGGCAUUCUGGGAUGAGUGCACAAUUCUUGCCGCCAUACUAAGUCACUUACUUGGUCUUUCUGGUCCUCCUCCAAAUGCAGUGAGACUUGCCAAGCGCAAGACACAGACACAGCUAAGUCUCUUCAAUAGCGCCUCACACACACCACCGUAUCCAUAUGCCAGGGCAUUUGCUGUGCCCAGUUUCCCUCUGGGUCCAGGAACUGGUGGAAUAGAAGCUGCAGAAUCUAUUCUUUCUUACCCUUUGGUUAUAAAACCAGAGUCUGGUGCAGGUGCUGUUGGUGUACGCUUAGUGCAGGAUGCAGAAGAGUGUAGGAAGCUAGUUAAAAAAAUGGGAGUGGAUCUCGACGAUUGUAGGCCAAAAAAUGAAACACAUAUUGUAAUAGAUGAAAGUAAAAUCUAUAAUGGUGAAGUCAGGUUAGGUUUGGGAGAAGAAAUGGUUGAGGCAGUAGUAGAGAAUGGAGAAACCAGUCUUGACGAAAGCCAACCUACCAGAGAUACUGUCCAAACUACACCCCCACCUCUCCUAGCUGAAUAUAUUACUGGUACUGAACAUGAUGUGGAUCUAGUUUUAGGUCUUAACGGCCGUCUUUUGGCUGCAUAUGUGUCUGAUAAUGGGCCAACCCUUCUUCCUGGUUUUACUGAAACAGCAGCAGCCCUUCCCUCCCGUCUGAACCAAGAAAGACGCUGCCAAUUAGUUCAGGCUGCAUUGCGCAGUUGCCAGGCACUAAGCCUUUAUCCUGGGGUUUUCAAUGUGGAGCUUAAACUGACUGAAUCUGGUCCAAGGUUACUAGAAAUUAAUCCUCGCAUGGGUGGGUUUUAUUUACGAGACUGGAUUCGCCAUAUCUAUGGCACUGACCUGGUGCUUGUGGCUCUGGCACUGUCAUGUGGCAUUGAGCCAGCAUUGCCUGAAAAAGGUGCCCAAGAGGCUACAGUACUUGUUGGGCUGAUGUGUAUAGGACAGUCUCAUGAGGAAGCUUUAAGUAGCACAGCAAAUCCACAGAGGUUGGCGGAGCUUCAUAAUGCUGGGCACAUCCGCUUCAACCGCCUAGAGGGAAAUUUAGUGCAUGGACCAGAUCAGGAACCUUAUGGCAAUGUGGCCUGUGAGGGAAACAAUCAGAAGGAAGCUAGGCAGAGACUUCUUGGGGUAUGCUCAGUGCUGGGAUUUGACAAGCAGAACUAUCCAGUACCAUAUUUAACUGGAGAGUUUCAAUGAGAAAUCCAUU
Messenger RNA from Nanorana parkeri, 1414 nucleotides. Its product is annotated as carnosine synthase 1-like. Gene Ontology annotation, biological process: carnosine biosynthetic process. NCBI's taxonomy places the organism in Eukaryota, Metazoa, Chordata, Amphibia, Anura, Dicroglossidae. The transcript has a single exon. The annotation marks the transcript as partial. The record is from RefSeq and is a predicted model, not a curated record. Gene Ontology annotation, molecular function: ATP binding; carnosine synthase activity; metal ion binding.